CCCGACCAAAUGUCGCCCUAGUCACACACCCAUCAUGACUGCGACGAAAGAACACCUCAUUGCCUCCCCUGCGCCCGCUGCGGACGGGUCCCCUGUGGCCUUUUCCCUGGAGCAGGGAGAGAUCACCGCCACGCUGCCUGUCGGUGCUGCCGUUGCCGCGACGCUGCAGCCCUACCGCGCCAGCUGGCUGGCUUCCUUGACCGACGACAGUUCCUCGCCCAUCACCCUCGUGCUGCAGUUCCUCGGCCACCUCGCCGGCCAGAAGACUCCUGUCCCCGCUGUGCAGGCGGUCUUGCAGGCCUUUGAGUCGCAGUACCUGCAGGGCUCCGACAUCCACACGGCCGUGACGGCCUUGUCCGACCCACUGGGCACCAAAAAGGCUGCCCUCAGCGACUACUAUGCCGCCGUGGCCUAUACCGACAAGCCCUCGUUCAGCCCUCGUAGCGCCUUGUUCCAAUCCGCCCAGGCCGGCGCCUCUCGCGUCACCACCAUCUUCGGAGGCCAGGGCACCGCCAACCCGUCCUGCGUGCGUGAACUGCGCUCGCUGUACACCACCUACCGCUCCAUCCUCACGCAGCUCAUCCAAGAAUGUGGCCCGGUGCUGGCUUCCCUUUCGCAACGGCCCGACACCCAGUCCUACUUCCACGGCCGUUCCAUCGACCUCGACGCCUGGCUCGCCGGCGGGACCCUCAGUGAGGACUUCGUCAGCGCCGCCCCAGUGAGUCUACCUAUCUUGGGUCUAUUCGACCUCGCCCACUAUGCCGUCAUUUGCACCGUCCUGGGCCAGACCCCCGGACAGGUCGCGGCCUCUCUGUACGCCGUCUCCGGUCACUCGCAGGGCAUUGUGAUCGCGGCUGCUGUUGCCCGGGCCGACUCCUGGGCCUCGUUUUACGAGAACGCCCGGCUGGCAGUGGAGCUGUUGUUCUGGAUCGGCUUCGAGAGCCAUCUGGAUGCUCCCAAGCUGUUCAUUGCGCCCGAACUCAUCGCCGAGACCAAGGAGGAAGGCCACGGCAUGCCGUCUCCCAUGCUCUCGGUCCGCGGGCUCGAGCGUCCCGGGCUCGACAAGAUCCUGGCACAGUGCAACCAGGUACUCCCCCAGGACCGCCAGCUGCAUGUGGCCCUCAUCAACGCCCGCACCAACCACAUCGUGGCCGGCCCGGCGGCGUCGCUCUGCGGUCUCAGUCAGAUUCUGGCUGAGCUGCAGGCGGCCGGCGAGAAGGAUCAGACGCGCAUCCCCUUCAGCCAGCGCAAGCCCGUCGUCUCCCACUCCUUCCUCCCCAUCAGCACCCCCUUCCACACUCCCUACCUGCAGGCAGCCUCUCAGCGCAUCAAGGCGCGUCUGGCCAGCCACACCUUCACCGCGGAGCAGCUGCAGGUGCCCGUCCUGCACACAGCCACGGGCGCGGAUCUGCGCGCCAACCCUCAGGCCAACGUCAUCGAUGCCCUUGUGGACGCCAUCACCACCGAGCCGGUUGACUUCCCCGUGCUCCUGGCCGAUGCGGCCACCUCCCACUAUAUUGUUCUCGGGGCGGGACGGCUCAGCGAGCUGGUCAAGCAGAUUCGUCAGGGCUACGGCCAGCAGAUCAUCGCGGGCAGCGAGAUCAAGCCCUCGAGUGCUGAAGUCUCCGGCCAGGCUGAUCUGUUUGCCGCCACCCUGCGCCCGGCUCAGCCCUCAUGGGCAGAGGCCUACCAGCCCCGUCUGGUGCAGACGGCCAACGGCCGGCUCAUCCUCGACACAAAGCUCAGUCGUCUGUUACAGGUCCCUCCAAUCAUCACUGCGGGCAUGACCCCGACCACCGUGCCGUGGGACCUCGUGGCCGCCGUCAUGAACGCCGGCUACUUUAUCGAGCUGGCGGGAGGUGGCUACCACACCGAGGACGAGAUGCGCAUCGCCAUCGAGAAGAUCGCCGCCAGCAUCCCCGCGGGUCGCGGCAUCACCUGCAACCUCAUCUAUGUCAACCCCAAGGCCAUUGCCUGGCAGACCCGGCUCAUCAAGAAGCUCAUCCGGAAGGGCGUGCCCAUCGACGGCCUCACCAUCGGAGCCGGUGUGCCCUCGCUCGAGGUCGCCCGCGAGUACAUCGACGACCUCGGCAUCAAGCACAUCUCCUUCAAGCCGGGAUCCGUCGAUGCCAUCCAGGCUGUGCUGCAGAUUGCGGAUGACCGCCCGACGUUCCCCAUCGGUCUGCAGUGGACGGGUGGUCGCGGUGGUGGCCAUCACUCGUACGAGGACUUCCACGCACCCAUCCUGGCCGCCUACUCGGAGAUCCGCAAGCGCGACAACAUCCACCUCAUCGCCGGCAGUGGCUUCGGCGGGGGCGAAGACACCUAUCCCUACCUGUCCGGGCAGUGGUCUGUGGCCCGCGGAUAUCCCGCCAUGCCCUUUGACGGCAUCCUGCUGGGCAGUCGCAUGAUGCUCUGCCGUGAGGCCCACACCAGCCCGGCCGUGAAGCAGCUCAUCGCCAACACGCCCGGCGUGCCCGACGAGGAUUGGGAGAAGAGUUACAAGGGCAGCGCCGGCGGGAUCAUCACGGUGCGGUCCGAAAUGGGCCAGCCCAUCCACAAGCUGGCGACGCGCGGAGUCCGGCUGUGGGCCGACUUUGACCAGACCCUGUUCAAGCACCCCCGGCCCAAGAUGGUCGAGGAACUGGCCAAGCGAAAGACGGAGAUCAUCACCCGCUUGAACAAGGACUACGCCAAACCCUGGUUCGGCCAGGAUGCCAAGGGCCAGCCGGCCGAUCUGGCGGAUAUGACCUACGCCGGGGUGUUGACGCGUCUGGUCGAGCUGAUGUAUGUGUCCCACCAGCAGCGCUGGAUCCAUCCCUCUUACCAGCGUCUGGCCUCGGACUUUGCCCUGCGCACCCUCGAACGGGUGGCCCCGGAGGUGGACCUGGAUCUGGCUCUGCUGGCCACCCCCAAGGUCUUCCUGCAGACGCUGGGCUUUAAGGCUUCCGUCGCGACCUCGCAACGCUUGCAUCCCGAUGAUGCCGCGUUCUUCCUCCGUCGCUGUCAGGCGCGCGGCCAGAAGCCCGUGCCCUUCGUGCCGGCGCUGGACGAGAAUUUCGAGACCUGGUUCAAGAAAGACUCGCUGUGGCAGUCCGAGGACAUUGAGGCCGUGGUGGGCCAGGAUCCCGAGCGGGUUUGUAUCCUGCAUGGCCCUGUGGCGGUUCGCUAUGCCGGCACCAAGGACGAAUCGGCGCAGGAGAUCCUCGACGGCAUCGCCGCCUUCCACACCCACUCGGCCCUGCAGGACUUCUACCAGGGUGAUUUGCAGAAGGUGCCCCAAGUCGCCGUGGCGACCGCCACGUCUCCGCUGGCCGACAACGCGGCCGUCACGCAGACCUUCCAUGCCCAGGAGGAGGUGAGCUCAUUGGACCUGCUCACAGCCAGCUCCUUUGGCUGGGUGCGCGAUCUGCUCGAGACUCCCACCAUCAUCCGCUCUGGCAUCCGCAAGAAGAACCCCUUCCGGGACAUCCUGGCUGUCAAGCCGGGCCAGAAACUGGUGGUCGACCACGCCGAGCAGCGCGUCGUCCUGUGCGAGAGCAGUACCGAGCAUGCAGUGGUCAGCAUUCACUACGACGCCAGCACCAAGCACAUCGCCGUGGACCUGCAUCAGCCCGGGGGAUUCACGGCCGCCCCCGCCGUGCUGGCUCUCAAGUACAAGGCGCUCUCUUCCGGACUGUCCCCGGCCCUGGAGGAACUCGUCGACGGACGCAACGACCGCAUCAAGGACUUCUACCGCAACCUGUGGCUCGGCGAUGGCGCGAAUGCCACCCAGGACAUCCACGCCACCUUCCAGGGCCCCAAGGUGACUCUCACCAGCGCCCUCCUCGCCGACAUGUACCAGACCCUGGGUCUCACCCCCACGGGCAUCCGCCCCACAGCCCUCCCCAUGGACAUUGCCAUUGUGAUUGCCUGGGAGCCGCUGGUCGAGCCGCUCAUCUGCACCGGCGUCGAUGGUGAUCUCCUUCGUCUGGUGCACCUCUCCAACGACAUCGAGUAUGUGCCCUCCGCCGAGCCGUUCCAGAUCGGAGAUGUGCUGCGCUCCAGCUCCCAGAUCCAGGCCAUUGUCAUCGAGCCCACCGGCAAGUCCAUCGUGGUCAAGGCCACCAUCGAGCGCGCCGGCGAGCCCAUCGCGUAUGUCACGGCCAACUUCUUCAUGCGCGGCACCUACACCGACUAUGCCUCGUGCUUCGAGCGCAUCACCGAGCCCGUAACCCAGCUUGAAGUGGCCAACCCCGUCGACGAAGCCCUGCUCCAGUCGCGCCCGUGGCUCCAGCUCGACGACGCCGAGACCAAGCUGGUCGGCAAGACCCUGUGCUUCCAGCUGGAGACAUACAACGAGUGGAAGGACCAGACCACCUUCAAAACGCUGCAGACCAGCGGCACCGUGUCCCUGCUGUCAUGGAACGGCAAGCAGACGCCCAUCGGUCGCGUUUCGUUCAACGCCCAGGACUGCAAGGCCAACCCGGUGUCGGACUUCCUGCGUCGUCGCGGUCAGCCUCUGGUGGCCCGCAAGACCCUCGACGUCGCCAUGGAGCUGAACCAGACCUCGGAGAGCGUCCAGAUCCCCGUCACCAACACGGCCUACAGCACCUUCUCCAAGGACUUCAACCCCAUCCAUAUCUCCUCCGUGUUUGCCCAGUACGUCGAACUACCCGGCACCAUCACCCACGGCAUGUACACCUCCGCUGUGGUGCGCGCCGUGGCCGAACGCUGCGCCGCCCAGGGCGACAUCACCCGCUUCCGCAGCUGGGCCUGCUCCUUCGUCGGCAUGGUGCUCCCCAACGACCAGCUGGAGGUGCGCGUCCAGCACGUCGCCAUGAUCGAGGGUCGGUUGGUGUUGAAGAUCACCGCCGUCAAGGCCGGCACCGACGAGGCUGUCAUCCAGGCCGAGGCUGAGGUCGAUCAACCGUCGACAGUGUACGUCUUCACCGGCCAGGGCAGUCAGUCUCCUGGCAUGGGCCAGAGCCUGUACAAGUCCAGCGCGGCUGCCCGGGCCAUCUGGGAUGCAGCAGACAAGUUCUUCGUCGAGACUUAUGGAUGGUCCGUCCUCGAGCUCGUCCGCCAGAACCCUACAGCCCUCACGGUGCACUUCCGAGGCAAACGCGGUCGCCAGAUCAAGGCCAACUACAUGGCCAUGACCAUUGACGCAUACCGUCCGGACGGCACGGUGGUCAAGGAGCCCAUCCUGCCCGAACUGACCCCGACCUCCACCUCAUACACCUUUGCUGACCCCCGCGGAUUGGUCUUCUCGACGCAGUUCGCCCAGCCCUUGGUGCUGCUGCUGGAGCGCGCCGCCGUGGAGGACCUCCGUCACCGGGGCGUCGUGCAACAGGAUGCCGCGUUUGCCGGUCACUCGCUGGGCGAGUACGGCGCGUUGGCGUCGUUUGGCGAGUUCAUGCCCUUCACGGAUCUGCUGCGCGUGGUGUUCUACCGUGGAUUGGCGAUGCAGGUGGCCAUUGAGCGUGAUGACCAGGGCCGUACGAACUUUUCCAUGGCGGCUGUCAACCCGGCUCGUGUGGGUAAAUUCUUCUCAGAAAAGGCCCUGCGCCAGAUUGUAUCCCAGAUCGCCACCUCGACGAACGCCCUGCUGGAAAUUGUCAACUUCAACGUCGAGGGCGAGCAGUAUGUGUGUGCCGGAACGCUCGAAAACCUGCACGCCCUAGCCGCCAUCACCGACACCAUUGCCCGAUCUCCAACCGGAGCUGCUCUGGCGCGCGAAUUCACCGACGCACCUGCCGGCGACAACGCCGAUUUGGAAUCAACCAAGUUAGUUCAGCGAUGCAUCUCGGCGGCGCGUCAACUGCCCACCCCCGUGGCACUGAAACGCAGUCUGGCUACGAUCCCGCUGCAGGGUAUCGAUGUGCCGUUCCAUUCGGCGCAUCUGCGUCCGGGAGUCGCGUCGUAUCGCAAUUUCCUGGAGGAGCGGAUUCCCAAGACGGAGGUGGAUCCGUUGAAGUUGGUGGGCAAGUGGAUUCCUAACGUCAUGGGGACGCCGUUCUCGUUGAGUCGCGAGUAUAUUGAGGGGGUGUAUGGGUUGACGCAGAGUCCGAUUUUGGGGGAGGUGUUGGCUACAUAGGUAGUCUGGAGUGGUUGAUCGAUCCAUCGGGAGUGAGAUGAGAUGACAUGUGUAUAUGAUAGAUUGUUUGAUGAUUUAUUUGUGUGCUUUUCUUGGUCGCUGAUUUGCGUGUUGUGUUGUCUUGAUUUGUCUUCUUUGUAUUGUUUGUCAUGGGCAGGGCAUAGUUGCCUGAUUUGGAUAUGGGUGAUAGUUAUUAUAUCAAUACAGUGAACUUCUGAUACC
This is a messenger RNA of Aspergillus sclerotioniger CBS 115572, 6301 nucleotides long. RefSeq names its product beta subunit of fatty acid synthase. The record is from RefSeq and is a predicted model, not a curated record. NCBI's taxonomy places the organism in Eukaryota, Fungi, Ascomycota, Eurotiomycetes, Eurotiales, Aspergillaceae. Gene Ontology annotation, biological process: long-chain fatty acid biosynthetic process. The transcript has 4 exons. Gene Ontology annotation, cellular component: fatty acid synthase complex. Gene Ontology annotation, molecular function: [acyl-carrier-protein] S-malonyltransferase activity; fatty acid synthase activity; [acyl-carrier-protein] S-acetyltransferase activity. Bases 35 to 6079 code for a protein of 2014 amino acids.